CUUACAAGUUACAGGACUGCCACGAGAGAUAUUAAGGACUUUAGAUUAAGUAAAAGUCAGGGAAAAUAGGCAAGCAUAAGAAGAAAUGCAAUGAAAAACUAUUGCAGGAAACAGAAUGUCAAGGCUGUGUUUAGUUGAACAUCAUAGAGUUGCCUCAAGCUGACAAACUGGUAUAAAACUAGUGUUCUAAAGUAUUUUACUGCACGCCAUUGUACGUUGGACUGGCCACUAAUAGAGAACAUGAGUAAGUGUAAAAAAGAGCUGAGUGAGAGAGAAAGAGAACUGUUGCUCAUCCGUAGGGUCAGCGGUGCCAAUGCCUCUCAGCUGGUGCAGAUGGAGAAGAUGCUACAAGAAACCAAAGGGCUAAUGGAGAAGAAAACAGAGACAGAAUCAGAAAGCAAAGCCUGUGAGGACACCAUGGUGUCUGAUCUGGAGGAGAAGGUCCAACGCAGCAAGCGAGACCGUCGCAACUCCCUCCACCGGACACAGCUGCUGGAGAGUCAGAUGAAGACAGUUCGCGGCGAGCUUGUCGGCACCCUCGAUCACCUGCAGGAACUGCGUAACAUAUUGCAGCGUUCGCAGCAGAAUGCAAAGGAACGGGAAGCAGCCAUGCAAAAACUUAAAGCAGGGCUCAGAUCCUCUGCUUUGACUGAAGUUCUCUCAUAAUUGGUGUCCUCAUUCCACCCUUGAUGCCAGGAUAUAACACCACUGCCCUUUCCCCUCACUUCAUCCUCAGGCCAAAGGAUAAGCCAAUUACUUUGUCACACACAGUUUAAUGCAUAUUACAGGUAAAACACUAAAACAAAAAAAGUAUGCUGCUAAACACAUUGCAGAAGCACACAUGCCCAGAAGCAUACUGAAAAUAAAUGCACUUGGAUGCAGAUGGUUGCUUUCUCUUCUCUGUAUUAACAUACAUUUUGUAACUGCUAGUCAAUCCAGUCAAUCUCUACAUUCCUGUACCACAAAGACAAUAAAGCCCAUUAAACAUUUUGUAAUAAGAUAGAUAAAGGUAUGGUUUUAGUAGAAACUGUUGUGUUAUAAUAAAGCCUUGCAUGGUGGGUCUUAUGGGAGAUGAUGGUUUAUAACACAAUGUUCCCAGUUAUGAAAGACAUGAAAGAUACACAAAAAGCAAGGUUGAAGAUGACAUCCACUCUUAUGCAUGCACACACACACACUAAUACAAUAUUUCAUUUAUUAUUAUGUCUUCUGACACAGCCCUAUGA
Myxocyprinus asiaticus (Chinese sucker) is the source of this 1223-nucleotide messenger RNA. RefSeq names its product coiled-coil domain-containing protein 18-like. Lineage: Eukaryota; Metazoa; Chordata; Actinopteri; Cypriniformes; Catostomidae. Bases 241 to 666 code for a protein of 141 amino acids. The transcript has 3 exons. The record is from RefSeq and is a predicted model, not a curated record.